GCGGGCCCGGGGGCGGGCGCCAGCGCUCAGGUCCCUGCGCAGCCGAUUCUCCGACUCUCCGUUACCCGCUCGGCAGACUUGGAUCGCGCUCCCGCUGCCCUCGAGCCCGCGAGAUGCUCUCCAGAGCCACCUGGAGCCUGGCGUUGAGGAAAGGAGGACUGGAAGUGCGAGGGACACACAGCGCAGGAGGCACUGCCCGCAGCGAGGGGAAGAUGCCCCCCUACACCAGCUACCACGCCCAGCGCUCCUACCCCAUGCCAGAUGAGCCCUUCUGCACAGAGCUGAGCGCUGAGCAGCGGGCCCUGAAGGAGAAGGAGAAGGGCAGCUGGACCCAGCUGAGCCAUGCCGAGAAGGUGGCCUUGUACCGGCUGCAGUACCACGAGACCUUUGCAGAGAUGAACCGUCCCUCCAACGAGUGGAAGACGGUGAUGGGCUGUGUCUUCUUCUUCUUUGGAGUCUCAGCUCUCCUGAUUUGGUGGCAGCGGGUCUAUGUCCCCUCCCUGCAGUGUUCCCCAAGAAGCCCAUCACCCUGACGGACGAGUGGAAGGCCAAGCAGCUGCAGCGCAUCCUGGACAUGAAGGGCAACCCCGUGCAAGGCCUGGCCUCUCGGUGGGACUAUGACAAGAAGGAGUGGAAGAAGUGAUGCUGCACCCCAAGCGGCCCCACCUUGGCCCCCGGGCCUCUGGUAGCCCCUCCCCUCCCCUUUACCCCAAUAAAGCUGGGCCUGUUCUCUUCUGCUUUUAAUUGCCACCUCAGACUUUACCUGGCACCUCAAAUUUGCCAGUGUGGUAGGUGAGGGGCAAGAUAAGCCACUUUCCAGGGGCUUGGAGCCCAUCUAGUUAGGGAGGGCUGAGUAGUGGUCCUGGCGGAGUGGGGCUAGGGUGAGCCUGAAAGGAUAGGUGGGAUUAAGAAAGGCGGGAAAGGGAGGGGAAGGCCUUCCAGCUGGAGGGAUGGUUUGAGCAAAGGCAGACAUGCCUUCAUCCAGUCAUUUAGCAGAUAUUUACUGAGGACCUGCUGUGUGUCAGGAAUUCAUCUAGACCCUGGGGAUGCAGCAAUGAACCCAACCGACAGAGUCCCUGGCCUCACAGAGGAGACAUUUCAAUGGGGAAGGAAAA
Molecule: messenger RNA, 1115 nt
Organism: Choloepus didactylus (southern two-toed sloth)
Lineage: Eukaryota; Metazoa; Chordata; Mammalia; Pilosa; Megalonychidae
Product: cytochrome c oxidase subunit 4 isoform 2, mitochondrial
Exons: 5
Coding region: 114-533 (139 amino acids)
Biological process (GO): mitochondrial electron transport, cytochrome c to oxygen
Source: RefSeq, a predicted model, not a curated record